AAUCGGCCACUCUGAUUUUCGUUGAAUUAAGGAAAGUUAGGUAACUUUGUUUCUUUGCUCCACAAUUUUUAAAAUAUCUUAACCGGGAAUUUCAUUAACUAACUGCAGAAAAAUGCAAGGACUUGGACUACAAAGUCUUAAAAAAAAUCCAGCUCUAAUUCCACUUUAUGUGUGUGUUGGGGCGGGAGCUAUUGGAGCCAUAUAUUACAUGGCUCGACUUGCUACUCGAAACCCAGAUGUGACUUGGAAUCGCUCAUCGAAUCCCGAACCAUGGCAAGAGUACAAGGACAAACAAUAUAAGGUAUAUUUGUUAUAUUCUGCAAAACAACAAAAUUUUAUUCACCUGUGAGGGAUUAUUCGAAAACAAAGAGUUCGGCACCAAACUUUGAGGAGUAAAUUACACUUCUGGAAAUACUGUAAUUUAAAAAUGAUGUAGUUUACAAUUACUUCAACAAGUUAAAAUAAACUCUAUUGCAAAUAAA
Drosophila elegans is the source of this 482-nucleotide messenger RNA. It is a transcript of the gene ND-MLRQ, whose product is annotated as cytochrome c oxidase subunit NDUFA4. The record is from RefSeq and is a predicted model, not a curated record. The coding region runs from base 113 to 349 and encodes 78 amino acids. The transcript has 3 exons. Lineage: Eukaryota; Metazoa; Arthropoda; Insecta; Diptera; Drosophilidae.